AAAUGAGUACAGAUGGUGGUGUCAGCACAGCAUAUUGUCAGUGCACAUCAUCAUAGGUUUGCCACUAGGAAGUCCAGUUAAGGUGUUUGUUGUGUAAUAGGGACAAGUGCGCUGUUUGACAACAAUACAGAAGAGAAAUCACGUGAACGCCACAUGAAAUCACAGUAGUGUUCUCUUUAAAACCAAUGAGGCAGGAGAUACGAAGCCCACAUACAAUAAUUUGUAAUACUUUGUGGGUGAUGAAACAGCAGCCUUCAAAUCAAAUUGUUUCCCCCCUCGUGCCUGCUCAGGGAGUAGUUUAGUUUCUUUUCUUUUUUUUUUGGUUAACACCAUGGGAAGGUUUCACAACCCUCUCAUUGGCUCAGAAGUCAGAGACCCCAUCAUAUAAAGCGAGAGUGUGUGAUGUAGCAGUCUUUUCCAGCUGGCGGCGUUUUGGACUCCGACUAACGGGAUAGCUUAGUACCUUUUACGCACAGAGAGCUGGGAGAAAGCGCAGACCAGCGCACGGCGGCGAUCACGUUUCGAAGGAAACGAGUUAUACAGGUAACAGAGAAACUGUGAACUGAGGAGUCUGAGUGGGCAUGUGGCUAUUGGAGAAGCUCCGUGGCUCCGUGGAAAGCAGUGGGAAACAAUCUCCGUCCCCACAGACAGUAGAAGCCAUUCCUGUUUCUGUUUAUGCAAAUGUCCUCACUCCAGAGAAAAUCCCUGAUUUCUUCAUCCCUCCCAAACUUAUCUGCUGCCCACCAGAGGAGUCCCUGAGCCCGGACCCUCAGCACUCCUUGCGACCCUCCUCUUCUGACAAUGCCAUCUGUAGUCAGAGCCCCAGAGCUCGGAGCAGCAAGAACCCCUGCAGCCCUCGCCUCUUUUCCCGCAAUCUCCAGAAGUCAGCCAACCGUCACAUCAUCCAAAUAGAGAGUGCUGAUGAGCCAGGUGCUGGGUCAGUGGACCGAGUCAGUGUUCAAGUCAACACUAAUGCAGAUCCUCACUCACAGACUGCAAUGUCUCUGCCAUAUGUCCCCAAGGCUCAGACCUCUUAUGGCUUCUCCACCUUGAUGGAGUCUCCUCACACCCGACGUAAGGAGAGCCUUUUCCACAGUGACCCGAGCAGCCCGCUCACCUCUCCGAACUCACAGAGGCGGUCCCAAGGGGGGGCUCUUCUGGCCCCAGCUGACCCCAACCCCUAUCGUUAUUUUAGUGGUGGAGAGAGUGACACCUGCUCCUCAGCAGAGUCGUCCCCCUUCAACUCCCCUCUCCUCUCCCGCUCUGCCUCUCUCCUGCGCUCUAUCACCCAAGAGACACAAGCCAAGAUGUCCCGUGCCAAGCGUUCCCUGGCACGCCACAGUUCUCUUUCCACUGAUGAAUGCAGCUCAGCAGACAACAGCCCCAACAUGCAGCGCCGCCGCUUGCGCUGCCCUCCCUCUCCUGCCUUCCGUGGAAGUAAGAGCAGUGGCUUAAGGGGCGCAGCGUCAGACCUCCUGCAGCGUGAGCACACUGUCAACCUCCACAAGGGGGGGACAGUGAGGCUGAUCACUCACUACGACCCAGAGGCGGCUCGACUGAGGGUGCGCGUGCUCGUAGCUGAGGCCCUUUACGAUAGGCAGACGGACCUUAAAAGCAUUAACUGCUGUGUAGCGCUGUAUCUCAACCCUGGCAAGCAACAGAAACAGAGGAGCACCAUCAUCAAGAAUAGCAGGAAUCCGGUAUUCAACGAGGACUUUUUUUUCGAUGCACUGCCUCAGGCACAAGUAAAGAGUCUGGCCAUGAAGAUAAAGGUACUGAACAAAGGUACCAGUCUCAAGAGAGAUGUGCUUCUAGGAGAAAGGGAGGUGCUGCUCAGCGAGCUGCUGGCAGACCUCUAGGAAGCCCCUGUCAAGCAGCUCCACAUCUUGAGGGUCCUUUUAUUCUCUGGCGACCUUUCUAGCCCAUUUCAAAGAUCGUAUAAAGACUGGACAGGUGAAAGCAUGCCAGCGACUAUGGGGUUAUAUUUGCACACUGUGUUAUGCACACCAAUGAACAGAAAACCAAGGUCUCUGUAGAAAUUUCACUUUACCAAGUUGCCAUCAAUAGCUCUUCUUUUUCAGAAGCCACUCCAGUAUAAACACAUCCAAAGCACUGUUUUUUAUUUCUUUAACGGUAAAUUAGCAAUGUUGCCAGUGGAGCUGUGGUCCUCGUUUGUGUAUUUCUCAUUAGGUUAGCUGUUACAAAAGGUGCUGUCCUCUCCGAUGCUCAUUGUGAUGUGGCUCAGUAUCAUAUCAGGUGUGAUGCAAUGAUGACCUUGUUUAAGCUAGAGCUGUAUUUUUGUAUUAAUGCUGUAAUACAUGUGAUUUUUGCACGAUCCUGAUUAAAUUAAUGAUCUCUGUGCAAAGAAUUUAUAUUUGGGGAUUAGAUUUUGGCUGUUAAUGAAUGUAGUGAUAAUGUGAAUUGCUGUUAUGUGUUAUGCUGUUCAUCUUAAAUAAAAAUACUAAAUUCACA
Messenger RNA from Monopterus albus (swamp eel), 2472 nucleotides. RefSeq names its product C2 calcium-dependent domain-containing protein 4C-like. The record is from RefSeq and is a predicted model, not a curated record. The transcript has 3 exons. The coding region runs from base 582 to 1859 and encodes 425 amino acids. NCBI's taxonomy places the organism in Eukaryota, Metazoa, Chordata, Actinopteri, Synbranchiformes, Synbranchidae.